UUCCCGCCAUAUGUCAAAACAAGACAUGUUGAGAGUGAAUGUUUACAUUUCAAAACAUUGAUCAAUCGGACUAUGUUAUUUAUUUAUAUGUAAAAAGAUGAUUUAUUUAGAUUUGGAGAAGACUUCAUUUUGAUGAAAGAGUUGAAAGAUAGGCCAAUUGUACAUUGUAAAUAGGUUGAAUAAUAUUUGAUUUAUGAAUACAUCAUCUGAUAGGAGAAAAUAUCAGCACCAUAAUAUAUUCUGAUGAAUUGGUAACUGAAAUGUUACACCUAUCAUUGGACCUACAUGUAACACAUACCUGAUCCAGAUGUACAGGAGAUUUAAACAUGGUAUAGAUGAAGUCGAGGAUGUUGUGCAAAGAAGUCUAUCAAACCUGUCUGUGGCUGACUUGCAGCCAUCUAAAUCACCAGAUAAGGUCGACCCGGAAGUAUUAAAGAAAGUAGAGGAAUGCUGGGAACAGAUUGGUUCCCAGUGUGUAGAAUAUGCACACCAGUCUAGACGCACCAAGAUUGUAGACGACGGGGAGUGGAAAACUGUCCGAAUCUUUGUGUCCUCUACAUUCACUGAUUUCUUCUGUGAGAGGGAAGUUCUCGUUAAAAAGGUGUUUCCUGAAUUACGGGAAUGGUGCCAUGAACGUUUGUUGUACGUCGUGGAUUGUGAUUUGCGAUGGGGAGUUCCAAAAGACACAACAACAGCAGAAACUAUUGCCAUCUGUCUGGAAGAACUGAAUAGAUGUAUAGAGGAGACCAAUGGAGAACCAUUCUUCCUUAAUAUGACUGGUGAAAGAUAUGGCUGGAUCCCAACAACAGAUGACUUGCCUGAUACAUUAAGACAAAAGUUCCAAUGGAUACCAGAUACAUCUAUAACAUUUAUGGAGGUUCUUCAUGGUGCUUACAGAAUGCAGAACCCAAAUGCAUUAUUUAUGAUGAGGGACAGUACUAUACUGGAUGAUAUACCUGAGGACCAGUUGUCCAGGUAUAAAGAUACAGAUGAGUUACAAGUUCAACAACUUAAACAAUUAAAGAUUUGGCUACAGUCAAGAUUUCCAGAGCAGGUGCUAGAUUACUCAUGCAAGGUGGAUGGAUUGAUUAGAUUACAUGAAAAAGAAAUGGUAAACAUUACUGGAUUAGAAGACUUUAGUGAGCAAGUUUUGAAGUUUUUCAAAGCUGCCAUUUCUAGAACAUUCCCUGACAGAACUGCUGUAAAAAUACAAGAUUCCAAGGUUCUAAUGGAAAAUGCCAGUCAGAAGAAACAUGUGGAAGAGCUGGCUGAUAAUAUGUUAGGACGUAAAAAUGAGGCAGAGCAGAUAUUUUGUUUCCUACAAGGACAAACUAGUCUCUUCAAAUCAGGAGAAACCAAGAAACCAUACUCAAGAGAUCCUGAAUACUGGCAAGAAUUUAUUGAAUUUGAAAACUCUCUACUGUGUCUUACUGGGCCAUCAGGUUAUGGGAAGACAACUCUGUUAGCAUAUGUCACACAACAAGCAAUAAAGAAUGGAAUGACAGUGUUUUACCAUUUCUGUGGCAGUAGUGGUAACUCCCAGCAUGUUUUACUCUUGUUACAAAGACUUGCUGCCUUCCUUAAACAAGACUAUUCUACAGAAUACCUGGAAACACUGUAUCAAUUGGAUGAAGGAAAACUACAAGAUAUUAUUAGAGACAGUUUUCUAACAUUGAAAGAUAAACCAUCUGAUAAGCCUAUAGUGAUAGUGUUUGAGGCGCUGAACCAGUUAUCAUCAGCAGACUAUCAUAAGCACAUGAGUUGGCUGCCCCCAAAGUUCCCUGCUAGUGUAUAUUGUAUAGUAAGUAGUACACAGCACCCGCCCACCAUCAGCCGUAUACAAGAGCAUCCACACUACAGCCUCAAACUAGAGGCAUUGAACAAAUCUGAUGCUAAAGACAUUAUACAACUUUUCCUACAGAGGUUUAACAAGAGAUUGGACAAUGAUCAGUUAUCAUUGAUCCUGGAUUCAAAGUGUUCCCAGAGUCCUUUAUGGUUGUAUCUGAUCUGUGAGGAAUUAAGAAUAUAUGGCGAUUACCGGUCAUUAACCAAGCACGUGCAAUCAGUGACCACUAGCAUAGAUGACAUGAUUGAAGCCAUUGUGAGAAGAUUGAUCAAAGAAGAUGACACAAAACAAAUGGAGAAAGCCAUGAGUCUACUAGCAUGUAGUAAUAGUGUUGUAACUGCACAAGAUCUACAGAAGAUGCUUGGUAACAUUGCAGACAAGAACCCACUGCCCCAGCUUAUGUUUGCUCAGAUAAAACGGGCUCUCUCACCAUACCUGAGAGUUGCUCAUUACAAUGAUCAGAUCACAUUUGUACACAUCAACAUUAAAAAUGUAAUAUUGGAUUGUUUGGUAAAGAAGCAAGCUUCAGGAAAACAAUGUCAUACUUUACUUGCUGACUAUAUAGAAUACUGGAGUGAUGAUAAAGAACUAAAAGUUGAGGCUUUACCAUACCACUUACAACAAGCUGUUCUUAGGAAAAGAUUGGUGCAUUUUAUAAGGGAAGUACCAGAGUCCUCACGUGUCCCACUGUUCAGACGGAGUGCAAUCAUGUCGGACUGUCGCUGCAGAAAUCUUGCUGACUCAGUUAUUCAAGGAGUUGUUCCAGCUUAUUUGUGUGUAUUUUGUCAACAUAAACGUGCAGUGUAUUUUCCUAAUGGUUACCACAUGAAUGAAAACAUGUGUGUGGUGUGUGGCAAUCAUACAUUCAAUCUACCGAACACAUCCAGAGCCCACCUCUGCAACUUUCACUCAGUUCAUCAACAGGCGACUGUUUUAAAAUGCUUUCUUUGCUCUAAUAUUGUGACUAAGAACCAGGCAAAACCUGCCUUGUUGUGCCAACAUUGUGGGUUUGGAAAUAAUGGGAAACGGUGUGCUGCUCUUGAUAUGCAUUUGUCAUAAUAUAUAUAUAACGGCAACACUGUUUAGGCUUAAUAUAUUAUUAUUCUCUUAUUGCACACACUUUUGUCGGUAUAUGCAACUUGAAAUUCAUAUUUAAGUCUAUAUUAUUAGAUGAUUGUAGAAAAAUAAAAGUUAUACAUACACAUUUUGAAUGAUUGAAUGUGCAACAUCUUAAUCAUACAAUUUAAUGAACAGAACUUGUUUUGUUUUUUUAACUUAUUUCUGUUAACUCUCUUUUAUACUGAAAAACAUUGUCAAAAGAUAUUCAUGUUUGCUACAAAUAUCAUUUAUAAUUUUAUAUUUAUAUAUUAUUUUAUACCUUUAUAGAUCUACUUGCAAUUUACUAUAUAAUGUACACGUUUUAUUUGUUACUUUAGUGCUGUCUUUUAUACUAAAACUCUAGCAAUAAAUGUUUACGAUUCUU
Molecule: messenger RNA, 3329 nt
Organism: Ruditapes philippinarum (Manila clam)
Lineage: Eukaryota; Metazoa; Mollusca; Bivalvia; Venerida; Veneridae
Product: NACHT and WD repeat domain-containing protein 2-like
Exons: 19
Coding region: 308-2905 (865 amino acids)
Cellular component (GO): Cul4-RING E3 ubiquitin ligase complex
Source: RefSeq, a predicted model, not a curated record